AUGCCCCCGGCGGACGGGCCGUUCUCGCGCUGCGAGGCCGACCGGGGCGCGCCGGCGGGCUGCGAGCAGUGGGCGGCAGCCGUUGCCUUCUCCGCGGGGAGCCCGAGGGCCGACGGGGGCCAGCUCACCCUCGAUGUCAUCGGGAUUCGGGCGUGCCGCGAGUUCCGCGCCCUCGCGGAGUGCCUGCAUGCCCUUCUCGCCGGGAAUCUGUCGAGGGUCUGGGACAUCUUCGUCAAGCGCUUCGUGGCGCUGGAGACCUCGGUCGCGGACGUGAGCUGGGCGACGGCCGACCUCCACAGCCUGCCGCCUGCCGACGAGUUCACCUUCGAGGCCCCGGGGGGCGGCUUCCAGGACGCCGACGCGCAGAGCAAGAUGCGCGCCAGCUUCGGGGGCGCAGACGUGCACAGGGGCACCCAGGUGCGCAUCACCUCCCACCGCCUGCUGUGGCACGCCGCCGCGGCGGAAGGUUGGCUGGCGCUGAGAUUGGACGGCGUUGCCUCCGCCAGCAUCGAGGCAGCGUGGUUACGCUCGAAGCGCUGCACGUUGAGACUCCGCAGUCGGGGUUCCGUGUCCAUCGUGGGCAGCGAGGACCGACUCCGCCACGGAGGACCUCUGCUCGCAGCUGGGCAAGGCCAUCUCUGCCGCUCGCUGGCGAGAGGGGUCGUACGAGGUGGCCACGAUGGGCGGCCUGGGCCGCAUCCUAGGACAGCGAGAUGCGCAGCGGCAGCAGGUCGCGGCCACCCUGGAGGGAUGUGGCGCUGA
Molecule: messenger RNA, 762 nt
Organism: Prorocentrum cordatum
Lineage: Eukaryota; Dinophyceae; Prorocentrales; Prorocentraceae
Source: the annotation of a GenBank genome assembly